This is a messenger RNA of Brassica rapa (field mustard), 2774 nucleotides long. RefSeq names its product cadmium/zinc-transporting ATPase HMA3. The record is from RefSeq and is a predicted model, not a curated record. Gene Ontology annotation, cellular component: membrane. Gene Ontology annotation, molecular function: ATP binding; ATPase-coupled monoatomic cation transmembrane transporter activity; metal ion binding. Lineage: Eukaryota; Viridiplantae; Streptophyta; Magnoliopsida; Brassicales; Brassicaceae. Gene Ontology annotation, biological process: monoatomic cation transport; transmembrane transport.
ACGAGAAAGUCGUUUUCGAGGUAUAGAUCCUAAUAAACAAAAAGUACACCCCAAUAUACUACAACCCUGUAAAAGUCUUCUCCUCGAAUUUCUCUGUCCGAACACCUUUCGCGUAUCCAACGAUGGCCAACGUUGAAGAGACAACGAAGAAGAAGUUACAGACAAGCUACUUCGAUGUGGUCGGAAUCUGCUGUUCAUCUGAAGUUUCUCUUGUCGGAGAAAUUCUUCGUCCUCUUGACGGCGUCAAAGAAUUCUCCGUCAUCGUCCCUUCUAGAACCGUCAUCGUUGUCCAUGACAUCCUCUUGAUCUCUCCGCUUCAAAUCGUCAAGGCACUGAAUAAAGCUAGGUUAGAAGCAAGCGUGAGACCAUACGGAGAGACAAGCUUGACUAGUCAAUGGCCAAGCCCUUUUGCAGUUGUUUCUGGUGUAUUGCUUGCUCUCUCCUUCCUCAAAUACUUUUAUAGUCCUCUUGAGUGGUUCGCUGUUGUUGCUGUGGUGGCUGGAGUUUUUCCUAUUCUCGCUAAAGCUGUUGCUUCUGUCACAAGGUUUAGGGUUGACAUCAACGCUCUCACUCUAAUUGCUGUGAUUGCAACAGUAUGUAUGGAGGAUUACACAGAAGCUGCUACAAUUGUGUUUUUAUUCUCUGUUGCAGAUUGGCUCGAGUCAAGUGCUGCUCACAAGGCAAGCACGGUGAUGUCAUCGCUGAUGAGCUUAGCGCCUAGAAAGGCAGUGAUAGCGGAAACUGGGCAAGAAGUUGACGUAGAUGACGUUGGAAUAAACACAGUUGUUUCAGUUAAAGCUGGAGAAAGUAUACCGAUCGAUGGAGUUGUGGUGGAUGGAAGCUGUGAUGUGGAUGAGAAAACAUUGACAGGAGAGUCAUUCCCUGUCUCCAAACAAAGAGACUCUACUGUUUUGGCUGCAACCAUAAAUCUUAAUGGUUAUAUAAAGGUCAAAACUACAGCUCUAGCCAGAGACUGUGUGGUUGCGAAAAUGACUAAGCUUGUAGAAGAAGCACAGAAAAGCCAAACUAAAACUCAAAGGUUUAUUGACAAAUGUUCUCGCUACUACACUCCAGCUGUUGUUGUUGUAGCCGCAUGUUUUGCUGUCAUCCCUGUCUUGUUAAAGGUUCAAAACCUCAGCCAUUGGUUUCACUUAGCACUUGUUGUGUUGGUAAGCGGUUGUCCAUGUGGUCUUAUCCUAUCCACACCCGUUGCUACCUUUUGUGCUCUCACUAAGGCAGCUACCUCCGGCUUUUUGAUCAAAACCGGUGAUUGUCUAGAAACCUUGGCAAAGAUCAGGAUUUCUGCUUUUGACAAAACAGGAACCAUUACAAAAGCCGAGUUCACGGUCUCCGAUUUUAAGUCUCUUUCUCCAAAUAUCAAUCUGAAAACUUUGCUUUACUGGGUCUCAAGCAUAGAAAGCAAGUCAAGCCAUCCGAUGGCAGCUGCCCUUAUUGACUACGCGAGAUCAGUUUCUGUUGAGCCUACACCUGAUAGGGUCGAGAACUUUCAGAACUUUCCAGGAGAAGGAGUUUAUGGGAGAAUAGACGGUCAAGAUAUCUACAUUGGAAACAAAAGAAUUGCACAAAGAGCUGGAUGCUUAAGUACAGUUCCGGGUAUUGAAGCUAAUAUGAAGCGGGGUAAGACCAUUGGUUACAUAUACAUUGGAGAAGAACUGACCGGUAGUUUCAACCUUUUGGAUGGUUGUCGACAUGGGGCUGCUCAAGCUCUCCAGGAGCUCAAGUCCUUAAACAUCAAAACCGCAAUGCUCACAGGAGAUAACCGAGACGCAGCCAUGUCUAUUCAAGAACAGCUAGGGGACGCUUUGGAUAUAGUUCAUGCAGAACUUCUUCCACAAGACAAAGCAAGAAUCAUCGAUGAGUUCAAGAGCCAAGGGCCUACAAUGAUGGUAGGAGACGGGCUUAACGAUGCACCGGCCUUAGCCAAAGCAGACAUUGGCAUUUCAAUGGGGAUCUCAGGGUCAGCACUUGCGACAGAGACAGGAGAUAUCAUCCUUAUGUCCAACGACAUAAACAAGAUACCUAAAGGGAUGAGACUAGCGAGGAGAAGUCAUAGGAAAGUGAUUGAGAAUGUGGUUUUGUCUGUGGGCAUUAAAGGAGCAAUCAUGGUGCUUGGUUUGGUAGGUUACCCUCUCAUUUGGGCAGCUGUUCUUGCAGAUGCAGGGACUUGUUUGCUUGUGAUACUCAAUAGUAUGAUGCUUCUACGUGAUGAGCGUGAAGCUGCACCUGUGUGUUACCGUGCUUCUCCUUUGUCGCCGGUGAAGCUUGAGGAGCCUGAAGUGGAGGAUCUAGAAGUGGGCUUGUUGCAGAAGAGUGGGGAGACAAGUAAAAAGAGUUGUUGCUCUGGUUGUUGUAGUGGCCCUAAGGACAAGCAAACAGGGGACUUAGAGAGUUUCUGAAUCUGUAUGAAUUGGUAAGUACUAAAUAAUAAUAUUAUAGAAUUGAAUGUAUUGUAAUUUGUGUGCGAAGUAUUUGGAAAUUAUUGUGGCGGAAGAUGCAAAACUUAUGCCAAUUAGUUUUAAUAAGAUGGAUAUUAGUCUCUAUUUAGAACAAAUUUGUGUGUUUGGAUGUGUUUCUUAUGUCACCGAUAUUUAUAAAUAUACAUUAUUUAUUAAGGAGUAUCCUCUUGUAGUCUUAUUCAUCUACUUCACCAUUUCAAUCAAUUAAAACAAACAACAAGUUGCUUGAAUAUUAUGGUUUUAUGAAACCGUAGCAAUAACCAACAAAAAAAAAUGUAAAAUUCACCGGGAUCCCAA